AUGUGCUACACACAGGUCAUCCAUAUCACACGCUGCGAGACCCGUCGUCCAGCGAUCAUCAACACCACUACCGGCGAAACAGUUUACCAUCCGCUCGAACCGCCUCGGAACUGCGAGCACUACCGUCCGUUUCGCGACGCAACCUGUCCUUACCACGGAGACUGCUGUUCUCCCGGGCAGAUCUUCUUCUGUAAUGCAAAAGACCUGAGGGAUACGUGUUGUGGUAGGCAGGCCUAUCAUAUAAAUAUUCAUCCUCAUUAUAUGUACGACGAUGGUGUAUUACACCAAAUGGAACCCAUUGACGAUUGGGAGAUACUUGAGACAAAUACGGAUGUUUUCGCUUAUGAGGAGGAUAUUCGAUAUCAAUUCUUUGAAGCCGGCGCAGCAAUGUAUGAACUUGCGCAGGACGCCGAUAAGAUUGUUGAGUGUAUUCUCAGCAACCAGACAUGCUGCCCCGAGGAAGAAGCAGAUUUGUUCAUUGAACAUGGCGAUCUUUAUGAGAUGUGGAGUGAAGCUCACCAUGAAUUUGUGGGACUGAUGGAAGCGUGGGAGAUUCUGGCUAAUGUAGGCUGUAUGGAAGUCUGCCCAGCUUCUCUCCUCCGCGUUCAUCCCUGGAGGGACUGCUUCCAGGAAUGUCAAACGCUACAAAAAGGGUUUCCGCAAUUUAAUUGUCUUCCGUUUGCUUGGGUUGAUAAUCUUGAGCGUCAGGAUAAUAUUCUGCGAUGGCAUCCUUAUUACUCUCAGUACAGAGUCCCUCGUCCUCCGCCAGCGAGGGACGACUCGCUUUGGACAUCGCCUGCACCAUACAAUACCAAGUCGUCUUUUUCUGAACCCCCUGUUACAUGGGAUCCUGAGGUUCAGGAACAAAUUGAGGCGUUGCCUUAUCCUGGACAAUGGGUUGAGGUAUUUGAUGAUAAGGCUCGACAACUGGCUCAGAUUGAAACUGAGCUUUCUGGGCGGCCUAAUUCAUCACUUUCAUCGAGUUCUGGGCCAGAUACUCCUUCGUGGGUUAUUCCUUAUGGUCAGGAACCGGAUAUGGGCUGGAAGGACAUUGAUUGGCACAACUGUACUACAAUGAUCGAGGCUCCUAUGAGUCCGAAGACUCUUCCUUGUAAGGGAGAGAUUACACGGGUCAUGCCCCCGAGGGACAGUUAUAUGAGACCCGAGGACGUGCCUAUGAGUCCGAAGGCUCUUCCAUACAGGGGAGAAAUUGGAAAAGGCAUCCCCCCAUGGAGCAAUCCCAUUGUAUGUCAGGAAGUUAUGCCUAGGGACCUAUUUGGCGAUCAGCACGAGGUUCCAUGGAAUGGGUCUAGUUUCACUGGGACGGAGAAACCGGCAGAGCAGGAGUUUCUCCAUAUCCCGACACCAAUGGAGAAUCUCCAUACCAUUGCGUCUAAAGCAAUGGAAACUCUGAAGAGGAAGAGUGAAGAGGAUUUGGAUGGGGAUAUUAAGAGGAAGAGACCGAGGGGGGCGGAGAAACCGGCAGAGGAGUUUCUCCAUGUCCCUUCACCAGUGGGAUAUCUUCAGACCGUUGCAUGUAGAGCAAUGGAAACCCUGAAGAGAAAAAGCGAGGAUGAUUUGGAUGGGGAGAUUGAGAGAAAGAAGCUGAGACUUUGUACUAUGUGA
Fusarium redolens is the source of this 1626-nucleotide messenger RNA. RefSeq lists its product as uncharacterized. The record is from RefSeq and is a predicted model, not a curated record. NCBI's taxonomy places the organism in Eukaryota, Fungi, Ascomycota, Sordariomycetes, Hypocreales, Nectriaceae. The transcript has a single exon. The coding region runs from base 1 to 1626 and encodes 541 amino acids.